GGCCCGCAGCCCGAGCUAGAGUUCGCAUCGAUCCCGAUCUCCUAGCGAUUGCUUCUGUCUGUUGUUUAGGUAUGGCGCCGGCGAGGAAACCGAGAGACGGCUGGAACCGGGAUCGGGACCAGAGUUUCGCUCGUUGCUGAGCGGCACCCAGGGCCUAGUGGGCUAUGGGGGAGUCUGCUUCCUUGGUCACUGAAGACCACGCCGGUGGCCGGAGCUGGUGCUUGCGGCGGGUGGGGAUGAACGGCGAGUGGCUGCUGCUGGAGGACGGACGCGAGGUGACUAUAGGCCGAGGAUUUGGUGUCACAUACCAACUGGUAUCAAAAAUUUGCCCUCUGAUGAUUUCUCGCAACCACUGUGUUUUGAAGCAGAAUCCUGAGGGUCAAUGGACAAUUAUGGACAACAAGAGUCUGAAUGGUGUUUGGUUGAACAGAGAGCGCCUGGAACCAUUAAAGCUUUAUUUCAUCCAUAAGGGAGACCACAUCCAGCUUGGGGUGCCUCUGGAAAAUAAGGAGAAUGCAGAGUAUGAAUAUGAAGUUACUGAAGAAGAAUGGGAGAAAAUUUAUCCCUAUCUGUCCCCAAAGAGUGACCAGAUGAAUGAAAAAGAUAAGGACUUGAGAACUAAAAGGAAAUUUAGUUUAGAUGAAUUGGAGGGUCUUGCAGCUGAAGGCCCCUCAAAUUUGAAAUCCAAAAUAAGUAAAGUGUCAUGUGAACCUGGUCAGCCACUGAAGUCACAUGGGAAAGGUGAACCCUCUGAAUAUUUGGAUCCUAAGUUGACUUCUCUUGAAGCACAUGAGAAGACCCCAGGGGCUAGUAUUUGCCCUGGCCCUCCCAAAGUCAUGGAGCCUCAUCAAAAGAAGCAGAAAGCCUCAAAUCCUUCAGCAUCUCAGAGCAGCUUAGAGCUGUUUAAGGUGACCAUGUCCAGGAUUCUGAAGCUGAAAACGCAGAUGCAGGAAAAACAAGUUGCUGUUCUGAAUGUGAAAAGGCAAACCCAAAAGGGGAGCUCAAAGAAAAUCAUGAAAAUGGAACAGGAACUGCAGGACUUACAGUCCCAGCUGUAUGCAGAGCAGGCUCAGCAGCAGGCAAGAGUAGAGCAACUAGAAAAGACUUUCCAGGAAGAGGAGCAGCAUCUCCAGGGUUUGGAUAAAGAGCAAGGAGAAGAAGAUCUCAAGCAACAGCUGGCCCAGGCUCUGCAGGAGCAUCGAGCUCUAAUGGAAGAGUUAAAUCGCAGUAAGAAGGAUUUUGAAACAAUCAUUCAAGCUAAGAACAAAGAAUUGGAGCAGACCAAGGAAGAAAAGGAGAAGGUGCAAGCACAGAAGGAGGAAGUGCUUAGCCACAUGAAUGACGUGCUAGAGAAUGAGCUCCAGUGUAUUAUUUGUUCAGAAUACUUCGUCGAGGCGGUCACCUUGAACUGUGCCCACAGUUUCUGCUCCUACUGUAUCAAUGAAUGGAUGAAGCGGAAGAUAGAAUGCCCCAUUUGUCGGAAGGACAUUGAGUCCAAAACUCACUCCCUGGUUCUGGACAAUUGCAUUAAUAAGAUGGUGGAUAAUCUGAGCUCAGAAGUGAAAGAACGACGAAUUGUCCUCAUUAGGGAACGAAAAGCAAAGAGAUUGUCCUGAAGACCAGCCUGAAGGACAUUUGAAAGACUUCAAGGCGAUGGGAGCUCGGGAUGUUCCUGAGGAAUGUCUCUGGGUGUGACUCGGGCCACUCUGGAGGUCAUCUGAGAAGCCACGUGGGACAGAGACUGAGUUAGGAAGCCCUGUGUCACCCGCCUCCGUGAUGGCCAGCUCUGCUGCCAUCGUCUUCUGAAGCACUACCAGGACUCACAGCACCAAGUGCUUCAGGGUACUUAACAGACUGCUUCACUACAUGUUGGAUGGGUUAUUUAAGUUCUGUUUUUUGUUUUUGUUUUUUUAAUUUGUUGUUGUUGUUUUUGAUACCUCAGAAGCACUCAGUUGAUGUUCGUUUUGGACAGUUGGGUGUACCUCAUGCCGCCCCUAAAGGCAGCCUGUUUUUGACAGUCUAGUUUCUCUCUUCUUUGUGAAAACAAGAUGUCAUUUCUUGGAAAUAAAAUGUAAAACCUA
This is a messenger RNA of Marmota monax (woodchuck), 2081 nucleotides long. RefSeq names its product ring finger protein 8 (gene Rnf8). Gene Ontology annotation, cellular component: ubiquitin ligase complex; cytosol; site of double-strand break. Gene Ontology annotation, biological process: ubiquitin-dependent protein catabolic process; protein K48-linked ubiquitination; double-strand break repair. The record is from RefSeq and is a predicted model, not a curated record. Gene Ontology annotation, molecular function: ubiquitin protein ligase activity; histone binding. NCBI's taxonomy places the organism in Eukaryota, Metazoa, Chordata, Mammalia, Rodentia, Sciuridae. The transcript has 8 exons. Bases 165 to 1616 code for a protein of 483 amino acids.